Molecule: messenger RNA, 339 nt
Organism: Staurois parvus
Lineage: Eukaryota; Metazoa; Chordata; Amphibia; Anura; Ranidae
Source: the annotation of a GenBank genome assembly
AUGCUGCCCACUCUUCGCAAGAUGGAAGUGGACAGCGUGGGGCACAAGCUAAGUGAGGAGCACAGCCGGAGCAGUACACCCUGUGAGUGCACAUUCUUGUCAGAACUGUUAUCUCCUGGACGGCCAUCUUGUAAUUACGAUCUUCUAUCUCAGCAGGUCACAGACACCGGCAGGGAGGUUUCCCGGCAAUACAGAUCACGGUCUAUGGGGCACAUUGAGAUUCCUGGGGUGACACCAGGGGACGGACUGAGCCUGACCCAGGCUGCCAUAGAUUGGUCCCGAUGUGUUUCGUCGUGUGGUGAAUUCCAACUGAGGGACCUAAAGAGACAUGGUGAGUGA